Penicillium waksmanii is the source of this 396-nucleotide messenger RNA. RefSeq names its product profilin (gene pfy1). The transcript has 5 exons. NCBI's taxonomy places the organism in Eukaryota, Fungi, Ascomycota, Eurotiomycetes, Eurotiales, Aspergillaceae. The record is from RefSeq and is a predicted model, not a curated record. Bases 1 to 396 code for a protein of 131 amino acids. Gene Ontology annotation, molecular function: actin monomer binding. Gene Ontology annotation, cellular component: cell cortex.
AUGGGCGCUCACUCUGCUAUCUGGCAAGGCUACGUCGACUCCAGCCUGAUGGGCUCGGGUCAAUUCGACAAGGCCGGUAUUCUUGCCGCUGACUUCUCCGGUCUGGAGGCUGGUUCCCCCGGGUUCGAGCUCUCCCAGGAAGACAUCAACACCCUAGCCGCGGCCUUCACCUCCGCCGACAACGCCUUCGCCAACGGUUUCUCCAUCGGUGGCGAGAAGUUCGUUACCAUCAAGGCUGACGAGCGCAGUCUGUACGGCAAGAAGGGCAAGACCGGCGCCAUCGUCGUCCGCGCUUCCGCCUGUACUAUGAUCGCCCACCACGGCGAGGGUGCCCAGACCACCAACGCCGCGACUGUCGUGGAGAACUUGGUCGAUUACAUCAACAACCCGCAAUAA